Capsaspora owczarzaki ATCC 30864 is the source of this 5132-nucleotide messenger RNA. RefSeq names its product serine/threonine-protein kinase TNNI3K. The coding region runs from base 141 to 5018 and encodes 1625 amino acids. Gene Ontology annotation, molecular function: ATP binding; protein kinase activity; protein binding. NCBI's taxonomy places the organism in Eukaryota, Filasterea, Ministeriida, Capsasporidae. The transcript is spliced from 4 exons. The record is from RefSeq and is a predicted model, not a curated record. Gene Ontology annotation, biological process: protein phosphorylation.
AAAGCGCUUUCCUAACUCAACCACAUACACCUCACCCUCUUCCACUACAAAGGAACGCCCAGACAACAGCAGCGCGCUCCGUCUCUCACACCACAAAACAAAAAACAGGCUCACACGGGAAUUCGAGGCGUGGGGUCCACAUGGGCGCGUACACGUCGCGGCCGGCCUCGUGCCUGCAGGACGUCUGGCGGGACGAGUGGGAGAAGACGCUGACUGUCGCACGGAUGCGCCUCGAGCACGACGCCCGGUCGCUCGCUCACCCGCACCAGCAACAGCAACAGCAACAGAGCCAGCAACAACAGAGCAGUCAGCAGCUGAAUCAGCAGCAUCAGCAUGGUCUGGCUGCGUCCGCGUCGUCGCCGUCCUCAUCGCUCGGCUCGACUUUGCUGUCAACGAACGGAGCUGCUUCUGCUGCUGCUGCUGCUGCUGCUGCUGCUGCUGCUGCUGCUGCUGCUGCUGCUGCUGCGACGACGACUGCGACUGCCGCCUUGUCAAUAGCAUCAUCGCCGUCGACAUCUGGGUUGACGAGCAAUGGAAGCAGCGGCGCAACGGCAUCCGCUGCUUCUGCUUCUGCUGCUGCUGCUUCUGCUGCUUCGAAUGGAACUGCUACUGCAGCUACUGCUGCUACUGCUGCUGCUGCCCCUGCGCCUUCGCCGUCGAGCGCUGGCAGUGUUGGCACGCUACGCAGGACGCCAACCGCUGGCUCUGUCCUUCCAUCUGCAAUGGCAAGUCCAGGCGCAAUGCAGACGUCGCCCUCUUCAUCUGCGAAUGCUGCUGCUGCUGCUGCUGCUCAAGUGGGCACGAACGGCGUCUCGCCAUCAUCCACACGACCGUCCAGCAUCGGACUGCCUUCCUCCCUGUCCAAGCCGGACCUUGCUUCUCUCGCUGCAGGCAGCGGGUUGCAUGGAUCGGCGGCGCUCUCCUCGUCCUCGGGAAACCUGACCACAGUUGGCAACUCCACUCCCAAUCCCAACCCUAGCGGUAACAGUAAUAGCAACGGUAACGGAAACAGCACCUUGCACAAUAAUCAUAGCAACAGCACGUCCGGUGUGAUGAGCACGGCAAGCAAGUUUGGCGCGGUUGGCGGCGGCUUCAAGUCGUCUUCUUCUUCUGCUUCUUCGUCGUCGUCGUCGUCGUCGUCAAGCUCUGCCGCCUCUGCAAUCCCAUCGCAGCCGAAUGGUCCUGUAGCAGGGUCGCCGGUCUCUACACCAACCCAUCGACACUCGUUCGUGGGCAAGGAUGCUCGAGAUCGUGAGGGCGCUCCGUCCUUGUCCAGCUCCUCGUCCACCUCGUCUCUCGCCAGCAUUGCUGGUGUGACCGGACCCGCUGCUGCGCCAUCCGGGACGGGCGACUUUUCCGAUAUCAUUGCUGCUUGCCUUGGAUUGCCGCCAGGCUCAACGUGGGCCGAUGCUGCCGCUUCUGCGGCAGCAGGAGGAAACGCGGUGAUUAACAUUGACGCGCUAGAAUCCAUCGCCAACGAAACCACGUGCAACACCCGCAUCGUUGACACUGGAUUGACGCCUCUCCACUUGCUAUGUCGAGCCAGCUUUGCAGCUCUGCCACCGGCUGCGCAGCAGCCUUCCAGCUGGUCUGUCGUGCAGCCGCCUUCCGCCAUCACAACCACCACAGCCCAAACAGCAAGUCCGGCGCAUGCCACCCACUCACCCGUGCUCACAAAGAAGGCUGCCGUCGGUCCCACAGCAGCCUCCCAAGGUGCCGCUUCCGCAGGGUCAGGAUUGACUUCGUCGAAAUCGUUCGGAACCUUGUUCGCGCGCCGCCCUUCCGUGCUGUCGGUGCCGGUUCCGCUCAGCUCCGCGUCCAAGCAGGUUGAGGACCUUCUCAGUCGUGGUGUCAAGUGCCUGCUGGCUCGUGGUGCUCGGGACACCGUUUUGAGCCGAAACGGCUUUGCCCCAAUCCACCUCGUCUGCUACUCGGGUGACACUGUCCUCUUGAAGGCGUUUGUCGACGCCAAAGCCAACCUCGCCGUCAAGGGAUUCCACGAUCUGUCGCCGCUCCAUGUCGCCUGCAUUCUCGGUCACGCAGACGUCGUUCGGCUGCUUCUCGCCGCGAGCGUCAGCAUCAACGUAGCGGACACCAACGGAUUCACUCCGCUGCACUACGCAUGCCACGGUGGCUUUGAGUCCAUUGUGGAAAUGCUCAUCAACCGCACUGGCACCGACACCAACGCGCGCACCUCCAACGCAGACACCCCGUUGCAUCUUGCCGCAUACAUGAACCACCGCAAAAUUGUGCAUCUUCUCCUCGCCAAUACCUUUGCGCCAGCCGAUCCCAACACGCGAGACAAGGAGAGCCACACGCCACUGCACUACGCAUGUCGCCGUGGUUUCAUUCCCACCAUGGAGCUGCUGUUGGAGCCCAUCUGGAAGACUGACAUGCAUGCGCUGAAUAGCUACCGUGACACGCCUCUGCAUUGCGCGUGCUAUCACGGUCGGUUUGAGCUUGUCAAGCGCUAUCUACAGUAUGCUGGGGAACGAAGCAUCCAGAUGGAAAAUAUUUUCAGCGAAACGCCGUUGCAUGCCGCCUGCACGAGUGGUGCGUCGGUAGAGCUCGUCAAGUUCUUGCUAAUGCUCGAUCCAUCUCGAGUAAACUACCAAGGCAACGACGGACACACUGCGCUGCACAGCGCCUGCUGGAAUGGGCACUUGAAUGUCGUCACCGCGUUGCUCGAGCGAGGAGCUGACGUGCGCCUCAAGACCAAGGACGGCGCCACCCCAAUGAAGUGGGCGUACGACAAAGGCUACGACGAGCUCGUCGACGGCCUGCAGCGUCACUUCCGCGACAUUUUGAACGAGAAGGCCUCCGUGGGUCACCUCAACGGCAUUCACAACGGGAAUGGCAGUGCCAACGGCAACGGAGCCAGCUCUUCCAAUAGUGGGGCCAGCUCGGGCUUGAGCAGUGCCAGUGGCGGUGGCUCGAACAGCUUUACGUCCAUUUCGUUCGACGCGUACACGUUCUUUAGCAUGAUGCCUUCGGCCUCCUCUUCCUCGUCCUCGUCCAUUGAUGGCGAUAUCGAAGCCUAUACCAUUCCUUCGCCGUUGGGCAAAAUCCGGAAUGUGACUCGCGAAAAGGCCGAGAUCCUACAGCUCCGCGAGCUGCUCUCUCGGGACUUUCAGGUCGAAAUGCACGAGAUCGAGUUCCAGGAGAUGAUUGGAGCCGGCUCGUUUGGCAAAGUCUUCAAGGCCACGUACCGCAACCGCCUUGUCGCCGUCAAGCGCCUGCGUGGCAAAACCUUCCGAGCACGCUCAGACAUUGAGCUGUUUUGCCGCGAGGUCUCGAUUCUGUGCAAGCUCAACCAUCCGAACGUUGUCAAGUUUGUGGGCGCAUGCGUGUCGGAGCCAAGUCAAUUUUGCAUCAUCACCGAGUUUGUCAGCGGCGGCUCGCUCUACAAUGUGCUCCACGUGCAAACAACGCCCCUCGAUCUGCCGACGCGUGUAUCGAUCGCGCUUGAUGUGGCGCAUGGCAUGAACUACCUCCAUACGCUUCCCCGGCCAAUCAUUCAUCGAGACCUCAACAGCCACAACAUUUUGCUGAAUGAUCAUUUUCGUGCGGUCGUCUCUGAUUUUGGCGAGUCGCGCAUCGUCAAGAGCAACUACGACCUGGAUAACAUGACGAAACAGCCAGGGAACUUGCGAUGGAUGGCUCCCGAAGUGUUCACGCAAUGUACCAUCUACAGCGGCAAGGCAGAUCUGUUCAGCUAUGGUCUGACUCUCUGGGAAAUCAUUGCUGGCCAGCUUCCGUUUGCCGAUUUGAAGCCAGCCGCUGCGGCUGCUGAAAUUGCAUACCAUGGCCGCCGCCCACCCAUCGGAUUCAAGUUCCCAAAAGCAAUCAGUUGCCUGGUCCGGCACCUCUGGCGCACCGAACCAGACACCCGGCCGACUUUUGCCGAGGUGGUUCAAUGGCUGGAUGCGCAUCGUGACCGGCCAAACGACGUGCUGCCCUCGCAUCAUUUGUUUGAAAAGCUGGGACAGGACGACACAACGCCAGAAGCCACAGACAACCACGACCCGCAUUCCGCGCAGUCUCCGACCUCGUACGCUCAGGGCACGGUGCCAGUGACUGCUGCAGCCGUUGAGCAACGCUUUGCAAACAGCACCGACACCGCCACAUUGACAGCCAGCGGCAGCGGCUCGUCCACCGCCUCGAACGGCAGCAGCAGUUUGAGUCACAGCGGCUCGAACGGCGGCUCUGGCAGCAAUCAUUCCAUGGUCCCCGUCGUGGUCAAUGCCAACGGCUAUGUCACAAACGCCCCCAUGCCCUCGCGCUUUGUCGCGAGCAUGGUGCAAUCUGGUCCGUUUGGAGCCAGCGCAUCCGCGCCGCCGUCGUCGUCGAGCUCCCCGGCGUCGCACCCUGGCUUUGUUGGCGCAUUGCCCGUCUCUGCAGCCUUCUCGUCGGCUCAUGUUCCAACGCGCACGGUCGGAUCCAUGUCUGCACUCGCUUCGUCCGCUGGCAUUCGAGUACCGAUGGUUUCGGCGUCUCCACCCUCCAACAUUGCUGCCCACUAUGCAUCUUUGCAGACGCGACAGGCUCCGCAGGUUGGGCAGCUCGCACCCACACGUGUGAAUGGCGGAAUGUCGUCGCUGGCCAACAUGCCGCUGCUGUCGUCGUCUUCGCCGGCGUCCACGUCGUCCCCAGGCGCCAUGCCCUCGGGACCAGCUUCCGUGUUUGGACCUGCCGUCGCUGCAGCUCAAGGCACCCCCAAGGUCUUUUCGUACCUGCAGCAGCAGCAGCAGCAAACGGAGGUUGGCGCCAUAUCCGCCGCCCACCACCACCCCGCGACAAGGCCGACAACACAGCCCAACGUAUCGUUCGCAGAUCUGCCCCUGUCGGCACCUUCCCAGACUCCGGCUUCGCUGGACUCGGCCUCAUCGUCGCCGAGCACUGCACCGACUGUGAAGGCGGCAGUUCGACAGAUGGAAAAGCGGCUGUCGACCGGUGCUCCUGCAACGCCUGCUGCGAGUAGUAGUAGUAGCUCUCAUCCCGCUAGCACUCCCAAGUAAUAAUGGGCUUUUGGGGGGUGGGGAGCAUGGUAGCUUUGGUUUCGAUUUUGUCGCUCCAAUUUUUGUAUUUUGCUUUUGUUUUUCCAUAAUUCUUAAUUUUGAUUUGGUUUCGAG